AUGACAUACGUCCGGCGUUCCGCAGGUCUCGUCGCUGAUCAAAAGAGACCUGCGGCGACUCGUGACAUCCUUUGGCUCACCGUCAACGGCAUAACAGUCGUCAACUUCUAUCGGCAGCCGUACCACGACGGAGCCCUUGAAAUCUUGCUUCAGUGGACCGUACCGGACAAGUGUCUUGUUGCUGGUGAUUUCAAUGCCAAACAUCCCAGCUGGCAGGCCGGUCGACGAGAGGACCGCGGCGAAGAAAUAGCGUUUUGGGCAAUGGACAAUCGACUCGGCUUACUGAAUCCUGUCGAUGUCCCGACCAACGCACACGGCAAUACGGUUGAUCUCGCCUUCUGCAACAUACCUCUGGCCGACGCUGUUGUCGAGGAUCAUCUAGCAACCGGCUCCGAUCAUUUUACCCUUAGUAUCACGCUGCCAGGACAACGAUUCAUUGAAUUAGUGGAGGCCGGUGCCGCCUUCAUCCCGAUCACCACGGCAUCUCCUUCCGAGCUCGACAGCUUUGCGUCGGCGCUCGUGAACCUUCUUGGUUGUGCAGCCAGAGCUGCCGGUCGACCUGCCCGUAAGACUACGCAUGGUGCGCGGUGGUGGACUGAAGAAUGCGCAAAGGCGGCGGCCAAUUACCGCGCGUGGAGGAGAGUUCACUCUCUCGGCUUCGACCGAGAAGUACAGCUAGCCAAGAGGGAGCUCCAUAGCGUGGUGCGCCGGGCCAAGCGCCUUUACUGGCGUAACUUGAUUGACAGCUUCACCGAUAGCGCCUCCGUCUUCAGGGCGGUCCGCUGGCUGAAGUCUCCAGCUGAAAAGGCCACCGCCUUGCGACAAGCCACUCUGGAACGGCGCACGGCGAACGACGACAUCCCAGAUCCGUGGAUCUCCGUGAACACAGAUAGGACGAUACCCUUCACCGACCGAGUCUCUCCGGAGGAGACCCGCGACGCCACGCUACGCACCGGGAAUACGUCCCCUGGUCCCGACAAUAUUACGGUGCGGAUGCUCCGCGCUGUCUGGCAUGCGAUCGGAAGUCUCGUCCACCAGCUAUAUCAAGGCUGCCUCAGGAUUGGCCACCAUCCGAAGCCCUUCCGAGAAGCAGAAGUGGUCAUGAUUGCCAAGCCGGGGCGCAGGGAUCUCUACACCCCGCGCUUGGCGCCCCAUCUCCUUUUGUCCUGUCUCGGCAAGGGCCUCGAGCGGCUCAUCGCACGGCGUCUAGCGUGGGCCUCGGUCCAUUUCGGCGUACUACACCCACAACAAGCCGGCGCGCUCCCGAAGAGAUCGGCCGUGGAUCUCGUUGCUGCCUUGAUUCAUGACAUCGAGGAGGCAUUUGCCUGCAAGCAGGUUGCAACAUUGGUGACUUUGGACAUUCAGGGCGCCUUCGACACAGUCCUCCGCAACAGAUUGAUCCUUCGCCUACGGGACUCAAAAGGGCGUUUCGGCUAUGCGGACGACACUGCCAUCCUUUGCGUCGGCGAUAGCCUGGAUGAGACGUCCGCCGAAGCAUCUCAUCAUGUGCGUGAGCUUGUAUCGUGGGGCGCCGCCAACGGGAUCUCCUUCGACCCUGAGAAGACAGAAGUGAUGCACUUCUCUCGAACGACGCCCAAGACGGCGCCGCCAGUGCUCCAUGGCGAAUUUGAGAAACGGCCGGGCCGGGCGAUGCGUUGGCUCGGCGUCUGGCUCGACAGCACUCUGUCUUUCAAGACUCAUGUCGAGAAAUGGACGGCCAAAGCGCAAGCAGUCGCCUUCCAUCUCAGGAGACUGACAAACACCAGGCAUGGUCCUCUACCGAGCGCUGUGCGACGAGCGGUCUGCGCUUGCGUCAUUCCAGUGCUGCUCUACGCGGCGGAGGUCUGGUAUCCUGGUUCUACGCGCCCGCGCUGGACCAAGCCGGGCAAGGAAGGACCGUCCAGGAUCGGACACCUCGUAAAGAAGAUGAGCAAGGCACUCUACACAUCUCUUCGGGCUAUCCUGCCAGUGUGGAGAACUACACCAACGAAUGUUCUGCACCGGGAGGCAGGGAUACCGCCGGUCCCUCUGCUGCUCGAGGCGCGCCGGACUGCAUUUGCUGCGCGUCUCAAAUCCCUGGACGAAGCUCAUCCGCUCGUGAAGCGCACGUCGAGGCCAAAAGCCCUAUACUGA
Messenger RNA from Hirsutella rhossiliensis, 2133 nucleotides. RefSeq names its product reverse transcriptase (RNA-dependent DNA polymerase) domain-containing protein. Gene Ontology annotation, molecular function: catalytic activity. Bases 1 to 2133 code for a protein of 710 amino acids. Lineage: Eukaryota; Fungi; Ascomycota; Sordariomycetes; Hypocreales; Ophiocordycipitaceae. The record is from RefSeq and is a predicted model, not a curated record. The transcript is spliced from 4 exons.